UUUUAUAAUGCAAUUUUACAAAGUCGGAGAAGUGCGACCGCCCCUGCUCUCAGAUUUUGAGUAUUUUACUCAGUUAGUCAACUCUGAAGACGGUGGAUGGAAGCAACAUUACAACAAGCAUCACACAGUUGUUUCUUCGAGAUGCCAGAACAAUUCUGAAAUUAAGCUCAUUAGACUAAAAUGCGUCCUAUCAGAUGUUUCUGCUUCCGUUCUUUACGACGUCAUUCAUGAUCCAAAGUACAGAAGCGACUGGGAUAAAAUAAUGAUUGAAGGAUAUUCAAUUGGCCAGGUUUCUCCAGAUAGCGAUAUUGGAUACUAUUCACUUAAAGCUCCUCUUGCAUUUGCAAACCGUGAUUACGUUACCCAACGGGCUUGGGUAGCUGCCCAGGAUGUUUACAUAAUCUUCAAUCAUUCUGUGUUUCAUAAGGAUAUUCCUCCAAAAAAAUCAUUUGUUCGAGGCAUAUCUUAUAUUACGGGCUACUUCAUACGAGCAAUUGAUUCUAGCAGCUGCGAGAUGAUUUAUAUUACUCAGAACGACCCAAGAGGCGACAAUCUUUCAUACUUUACAGAACUGUUAUCCAACUUAUUUAUUGUGUAA
Molecule: messenger RNA, 598 nt
Organism: Protopolystoma xenopodis
Lineage: Eukaryota; Metazoa; Platyhelminthes; Monogenea; Polystomatidea; Polystomatidae
Source: the annotation of a GenBank genome assembly